AUGAUAAUUGAAGAAGGGGGUGAUAAAACAGAAACACAAGUAAUAGAUCUAGAUGCAGAGUUAAGCACAUAUUCUCACUAUACAUUCUCUCCAGAUGAAAUUAUUGGUCUUAGAUCUUUUUUUAAUCAGCGCGAUAUGGAUUCGGAUGGAAGGUUAGGAAAGGAUGAAUUCAAAUGCUUUUUGCAAAGUACCCAUAUGGAUACAAGGUUUAUAGAGGCGAUUUUCCAAAUUUUUGAUAGAAAUAAAGAUGGAUUUUUAACAUUUGACGAUUUCCUUGCCUUUCUUGAUGCAUGCAUUAUUUCAGAGAAGCAUCCAGCUUACUUUUACAAACUUAUUUUUGAUUGUGUUGAUACUGAUCACAACGGCUUCAUCAAUUUAGAAGAAAUGAUCGGAUUUACAGAGCUUUGUGGAAAGAAACUAUCACCAAAUCAAAUAAGAGAUGAACUUCGUUCAAUCGAUAAAGAUAAAAGCGAUACCAUUGAUUUCAAUGAAGUUUGCCUAGCUCUAAAGAUUAUUUAA
Molecule: messenger RNA, 519 nt
Organism: Trichomonas vaginalis G3
Lineage: Eukaryota; Parabasalia; Trichomonadida; Trichomonadidae
Product: EF-hand family
Exons: 1
Coding region: 1-519 (172 amino acids)
Molecular function (GO): calcium ion binding; calcium-dependent protein serine/threonine phosphatase regulator activity
Source: RefSeq, a predicted model, not a curated record